Messenger RNA from Mytilus trossulus (common blue mussel), 1282 nucleotides. RefSeq names its product hemicentin-1-like. Gene Ontology annotation, molecular function: axon guidance receptor activity. Gene Ontology annotation, biological process: homophilic cell-cell adhesion; synapse organization. NCBI's taxonomy places the organism in Eukaryota, Metazoa, Mollusca, Bivalvia, Mytilida, Mytilidae. Gene Ontology annotation, cellular component: axon; plasma membrane; neuronal cell body. The record is from RefSeq and is a predicted model, not a curated record. The transcript is spliced from 7 exons. Bases 127 to 981 code for a protein of 284 amino acids.
UAUGGUGGAAAGUCAGUCUCACUGAAAAUUGAAAACAUCAUUUAACAACAGAAAAGUCAUGUUAGAUACUGUAAACCAACUAAAUUUGGCGAGCGAUUUAUUUUCGCGACUUUCCUACUUUUAUCGAUGAUUUCAGCAGAAGACAACUCUGUUCAUUAUUUUUCGGAAGGAAAUCCUCAGUAUACAUAUAAAAACAGACGAUUUUAUCUUAUUGUUACUAUAAAGUCUAAUUGUUCGCAAUGGUACGGUGAAUACACGUGCUCAGUAAGACUGAAGACUCCUAAUCCUACAACAUGGACAUCGAAACCUGUAUACAUAACGAAUAAAACUUCUCCAAAACUCAUAGAGCUUAAGUAUGAUAGAAACCUAAAUUUGCAAGCCUUAGUUAAUGGUUCUGAUUUUCAAUACGAAUGCAUAGCUACAGGAAUCCCAAAACCGAAUAUAACAUGGACAAAGUAUGGAGACAAAAGUUUUGUAUCAGUGGGUCCGAUGUUACAUUUUCCAUCAAUAACCAAAGCUGACGAUGGACAAUAUUUUUGUACAGCUGAUAAUGGCGUAGGCUGGGCACCACGUGAUGGCGGAACAUAUAUAAGAGUUAGAAGAUACAAACCGACGAUGAAAUAUAUAUCUAAUCCCAUUGAGACAGCGACAGAAAAUGAUUUAAUCAGUUUUUAUUAUACUUGCAUUUUGGAAGUCGAAGUACAUGGUUGUCCUCAUCCAACUGUUUCUUGGUGGAAGGAAAACGAGGAUGGAAGAAAGAAAAUAAUCAAAGAUGGUAUUAUGAUGGGACACGACUUUAGGAUAUAUGAUGGAGUUGAACAAGAUUGUUAUUCGGGUAAUAUAGACGAUACUGGAAAAACAUACCACAGUUUAAUAUGGAAUUAUUUUAACAAAACUGAUCUUGGAACCUAUGUCGCAAAAGCUGAGAGCAUAACUGGAAUAGCUGAACUGAAAUUCAUUUUCAGAGUUGAGGCUGACUAAAAUAUCACAUUGGAAAAAUUGAAGACAAUACUGAUGACUCUACAGAAACACGCCUGACAGCUCACACCUGCAUUAAUCUUUCCUUGUCUUUACAAUUUAUUAAAUCUAUAUCUACAUAAAACAGUAUCGAUACGCAAAUAACAGACUAAGACAAAUUUCUGUAUAAAGUAUAAAAUAUAAGUUUGUCUUAAUGUUUUGAUGUUCUUUUAUGUAGCAAUCUUUUGACUGGUAUCUAUGAUGAGCUCUGGUUUCUACGGUGAGUUUAGUGGGCUCAAGUCAUAUAAUUUUAGGUAAUUUUUUG